AGAGCUGAGGAGCAAGGGCCACGGCAGUGUACUGGAGAAUUGCUACUCCUGCCUGACACUUGAAGAUCAAGCCACUCCCCCCUGUAUCUGACCCUGGGUUUUUCAGCUUUCGCUGCAUCACUGCUUGAACUAACCAGCUGAAUAUGCUCAGAAGAAGGAAAUGGUGUUGCUGUAAGGUUUACUGUCACUUUGACAUACAUUCAGAGAGGAGCUAUGUGUAAUGUACCAGUGGCUGUGGUGACCGGAUCCAACAAAGGGAUCGGAUUCUCAAUUGUUCGGGCUCUAUGCCACCAGUUCCCAGGGGACGUGUACGUGACAGCCCGAGACCCCGGCCGUGGCCAGGAAGCAGUGAAAAAGCUCCAGGAGGAAGGACUGCAUGCGCUCUUCCAUCAGCUGGAUAUUGAUGAUCUGCAGAGCAUCAGAGCUCUCCGUGACUUCCUAAAGGAGAAAUAUGGAGGGCUGGACGUGCUGGUUAACAAUGCAGGGAUCGCUUUCAAAGUGCAUGACACAACUCCAUUUGCGGUCCAAGCAGAGGUUACACUGAAGACAAACUUCUUUGGAACAAGAAAUGUUUGUACAGAAUUGUUGCCUCUUGUGAAGCCUUAUGGUAGAGUGGUGAAUGUCUCUAGUAUGUUAAGUAAAUCAGCGCUGGGAAAGUGCAGCGGAGAACUACAGCAGAAGUUUCGCAGCAACACUAUCACUGAGGAUGAGUUAGUGGAACUCAUGGCUAAAUUUGUGGAAGAUACAAAAAAAGGUGUGCAUGAGAAGGAGGGUUGGCCAAAUACUGCCUAUGGGGUCUCCAAAAUUGGUGUCACAGUCUUGUCCAGGAUUCAAGCCCGGAUGUUAAAUGAGAAAAGAAAAGAUGACCACAUCCUUCUCAAUGCCUGCUGUCCUGGAUGGGUGAGAACAGACAUGGCAGGUCCUAAAGCCCCUAAAUCACCAGAUGAAGGGGCUGAGACCCCAGUUUACUUGGCCCUUUUGCCUUCAAAUGUUGAUGGUCCUCAUGGCCAGUUUGUUAGUGAAAAAACUGUUCAAACCUGGUAAGUUUGUGUACGUGGACCCAUGAAGUGGUAAUAUGACUGUGGAUUAGCUUGUUCCUUGAUAGGGCAUUUAGCCAGAGUAGACUCAUCCUGUCCACUGCAGCAGUAGGGUCCUUUACCACCACACUGAGGGUUCACAGUUAUAGUACUCUUCUGGUGUUGAGUCUGCACUAGAGCACACUUUGCAACAGCCUUCAUUAGCCUGCUUACAGCAUUGCUGUAACCCAGAAUCUGGUUUGUGGGUGUUCCAGCCCAGAUGAUACAGGCUAAUUUCAUGUUGCCCUAAUGCAGAGGUACCUGACCUUGUUUACCUGAAUUUACUCUUAAUUAUAUCAUUGCCAACCCUUCUCCCACUCCCCCUAGACAGGUUUCUGACAUGGAGUUAGGAUGAGGGAGUGGAUGCCUUAUGCUUUUUCAGCGCAAUAGAGCUCUUUCUGGGGACUAUAGUUGCUUCUGGAGAUUGUACGGAGUUUCUUAGCCCUACAGAACGACCAGUCUGGGGGAAGACUAAGAAGACCAAAAGGGACUCAGUGUUGUAUAGAUAUUUCUUGACAUCGAAAUUGAAUUGGGUAAAAAUAAAAAUAGCUGUGAUAUGCCAUUAAUAGGAAAACCUAAUCAGUUGCCUCUUAAUAUGUCUGUUAAUCAUUUGGCUCUAUUAAUAUGUAUGACAAUAAAUGAUUACUUACUGAUUUGUAUUCCUCCAACUGGCUUAUUCCAUUAUUAAAAAUUUAUGCUUGAAAGUA
Messenger RNA from Pezoporus occidentalis (night parrot), 1783 nucleotides. RefSeq names its product carbonyl reductase [NADPH] 1-like. The coding region runs from base 214 to 1044 and encodes 276 amino acids. The record is from RefSeq and is a predicted model, not a curated record. The transcript is spliced from 5 exons. Gene Ontology annotation, molecular function: carbonyl reductase (NADPH) activity. NCBI's taxonomy places the organism in Eukaryota, Metazoa, Chordata, Aves, Psittaciformes, Psittacidae.